Molecule: messenger RNA, 1695 nt
Organism: Closterium sp. Yama58-4
Lineage: Eukaryota; Viridiplantae; Streptophyta; Zygnematophyceae; Desmidiales; Closteriaceae
Source: the annotation of a GenBank genome assembly
AUGUCCACCGCGGAAGCCGCCCUCGCGGGGCCGGGGGGAUCCUUAAAGGAGCGCGAGCGGGGGGAGGGCGGAAGGAUGCGCACAGUCCCCCGCUCCGCCUCCGAAGUGAUGCCUGAGGACUUAGGCGGAGGCGGAGGGGGCGGGGGCGGCGGGCGCAGGGCCCCCCUUAGAUCCCCCAGCACAAGUCUGCGGUCUAACUCGGUAUCUAAAGAUUAUGAGGAUGAAAGGGGCUGGAGCGGCGGUGGCGGGGGGUAUGGUAACCAGGACAGGCCGUACACUUCGCAUGGGUAUGGGCGGCGGAGGGAUGAGUACGGGGGAGACGAGAGGGGCGGCGGCGGGAGAUACGACGGGGAUGAGGAGCAUAGGCGGCUAGCUAUGGAGCUUGAAAGAGAGAGGGAGGAGAGGAGGAAGCUACAGGAAGAGUUGAAGAGGAUGGAAAGAGAGGUUAAGGAGAAGGAAGAUAGGAAGAGGACGGAUAAGGAGAGGAGGACGAUGGAGAAGGAGAGAUUAGUUGCUGACGUGGCGGCUUUAAAGCUGCCCGUGGACAGAAUUGCAGUGGAGGAGAAGAAACCUGCCCGGAGAGGAAUCUUUUCGGUGUUUUCCAGCCGCCCAAAAACGCCAGAUGUGGACAAAGCGGCGGGGGCGGCGCAGGGGAACACUGUAGCAGUGGUGCUGCAACCCUCACCAGGAGCUAGGCCAGUCACACCGGAAGGGUUGCAAGCUAGGCUGACCAGAAAAAACCGAGAGGUGAUUCGGGCAGCUAGAAAAGAAGCGGCAGCAGCGGGAACGGGCGGAGGGGGAGGAGGAGGCGGAGGGGGAGGGGGCGCGGGAGGGGGCGCGGGUCAGGGGGGAGGUGUGAAUAUAUUGAAGCGGCCUUUAGCGGAUGUGAAGGAGGCUUAUAAGCUGGAUAAAAAUGAGCUGGGGCGAGGGCGGUUUGGGGUGAUUCGCGGGUGCGUGUGCCGCGUUUCAGGGGAGCGAUUCGCGUGCAAGUCGAUCAGCAAAAGCAUGCUGCAGUGCCAGCAGGACAUAGAGGACGUGAGGAGGGAGGUGGCGGUGAUGGAGAUGCUCAAGGGGCAUCCCAGCAUUGUCAACCUGCGAAACGCGUUUGAGGAUGCGCAGGACGUGCAUCUGAUCAUGGAGCUGUGCGAGGGGGGCGAGCUGUUCGACCGCAUCAAGCUGCGGGGAAAGUUCCCGGAAGGUGACGCGGCGCGGGUGAUUCGCACGGUGGUGCUGGUGCUGCGGCACUGCCACGGGGCCGGCAUCAUGCACCGCGACUUAAAGCCGGAGAACAUCCUUCUAGUGUCGAACCAGAGCGAUACCGAUCUAAAGGUUAUUGACUGGGGUGUGGCUACCUUCUUCCAGAAAGGCAAGCCGUGCACUGACAUGGCAGGCAGUCCCUACUACCUCGCUCCCGAGGUCCUAGCGGAGAAGUACGGCCCUGAGGCCGACAUGUGGAGCGCGGGCGUGGUCUUAUACAUCCUGCUGUGCGGCCUGCCGCCCUUCUGGGGCACCACCAACGACGCCAUUUUUGAGGCGAUCAAGAAUGCCACGCUGAACCUUGUGAGGCCUCCGUGGCCGUCGAUCUCGGACGAGGCGAAAGAUCUUGUGGUCAGGAUGCUCACGCGUAACCCCAAAAAGCGGAUCACUGCGGAAGAGAUUCUGGAACACCCGUGGAUUCGCGCCAACACCAGCUGA